Closterium sp. NIES-65 is the source of this 1572-nucleotide messenger RNA. The record is from the annotation of a GenBank genome assembly. NCBI's taxonomy places the organism in Eukaryota, Viridiplantae, Streptophyta, Zygnematophyceae, Desmidiales, Closteriaceae.
AUGCACCGCCGUGUCCUUGUCUCUGGUCUUCCUAGGGUUCUCCCUCCCUCCCCUCCCUUGCCUGCUCCUCCUUGUCAUCCCUGUGUUGAGGGGCGGCAGCGCGCCGCUCCUCACUCUUCCUCGUUUCCCCCGACGACUACUCCCCUACAGACCCUGCACACGGACAUGUGGGGCCCAGCCCACGUCAGUGGCCAGGACUGCGAGCGGUACUUCCUGCUGGUUGUUGGCGACUAUUCGCGUUACACCACGGUCUUCCCCUUGCGCACCAAGGGUGAGGUCCCUGAUGUUUUGAUCCCUUGGAUUCGCGCUGCCCGUCUCCUGCUCCGUGAGCGAUUCGGGACGGAGUUUGUCGUCCUGCAUCUGUACUCUGACAGAGGUGGAGAGUUUUCCUCCGACCUUCUGCAAAACUUUUGCUGGGGGGAGGACAUUCUCCAGACUUUCACGCUUCCAGCCUCUCCGCAGCAGAAUGGGGUUGCUGAGCGCCGCAUUGGCUUGGUCAUGGAGGUCGCGCAUACCUCCAUGGUCCAUGCGGCUGCCCCCCAUUUUCUGUGGCCAUUUGCGGUCCGCUACGCCGCGCAUCAGCUCAACCUCUGGCCCCGUGUCUCCUUGCCGGAGACCUCUCCCACACUGUGGUGGACGGGGAAGGUUGGCGAUGCGUCGGUGUUCCGGGUCUGGGGUUCUCGUGCCUUUGUCCGCGAUACCGCUGCGGACAAGCUCUCCGCCCGCGUUGUUCCCUGUGUCUUCCUUGGCUUUGUCCCUAACGAACUUGGUUGGCAGUUUUACCACCCCAACUUGCGCCGUGUCUUCCCCUCUCAGGACGUCACGUUUGACGAGCCGGUGUGUCUCAGCUUGGGGGUGCGGAGCGUGGGGGUGCUGAGCCGGGGGGUACUGAGUCUGGGGGUGCCGUACCUGGGGGCGCGGAGGCGUCUGGUGAGCAGUCUCCCUGGAGCGGCCGUCUCCGUGCUCACUCCGCUGGUGCCUCGCAGAUACACUCUCGUCGUCGUCUCCCUCUCUCCCCACAGCAGUUGUGUGAGUGGUACGUUAGCCGUCAGGGUCGCGCUGCUGGAGCUGGGGGCCCUGCUACGGGAUGCGUUGGGGUUGGAGGCACUGGAGCUGGCGCUGUCCCUCUCUCCCCACAGCAGUUGCGUGAGUGGUACGUUAGCCGUAAGGGUCGCGCUGCUGGAGCUGAGGGUCCUGCUGAGGGAGGCGCUCGAGCUGGUACUGGAGCUGCUGGGGCUGGAGGUCCUGCAAGACCUGGAGGUGCUGCUGUCGACUUUGAGGUUGGAGGCCCUGGAGCAAGAGGUGCCGGUUCUAGGAGCGCUGCUGUUGGAGUCCCUGGGGCUGGAGGUGCCGGUUCUAGGGAUGCUGCUGCUGGUGGUGCUGGUACUGGCGGUUCUGGAGCUGUUGGAGGUGCUGGCGCUAGUGGCGCUGGAGCUGGAGAUUCUGGAGCUGCUGGGGGUGCUGGCGCUGGUGGCGCUAGAGCUGGAGGUUCUGGAGCUGUUGGGGGUGAUGGCGCUGGUGGCGCUGGAGCUGGAGGUUCUGGAGCUGCUGGAGCUGCAGGAGUCAUGCUGA